AUGGAGUACCAAGACUACAAUCUUUCAAACACACUAAACGACCUACGCCAAGUUGAUUUCUCAAAAUAUGACCAAAGAGAGCAACUCUAUCAUUUUGAGCUCUUAUCCAUCAUUGAAAACACAUCUAAUGCUUCUACUAUUUCAAAUAUCUUCAUGGAGCUCACUUACCUUUUGGCUCGUUACCUUGGUCCAAAUUACGAAUACACUGAGGUAAGCCCAUUUUUGACAGACAACAGUUCUCCAAUCACUUAUUACAUCACAAGCAUCAGAUAUGCCUAUGCCAUGCAUUUAUGUCGUUGCCUUGAUAUUUCCAUCAAUGUUUCCAAAGAUAUGCUUGAAUCAACAGAAAACCUUCAAGGCAUUAUACAGAAAGACUUAUUGUUUUUACUAGACAACCAAAAAUUAAACUACGAGGACACAAAUGAGCUAAUUGACCAAGGCUCAUCAAGCCUCUAUAUUUUUGCUGAUUAUCUGCGUAAAGCCAUUCCUCAUAUAAAGUCUCUUAAUCUUCAAGAAAUCGAUAAAAAUUUUUUCUUAGCUGUAUCCAUUUAUUUUGGAUUUUAUAGAAAAGACCAUGAUACGCUAUGAAUGCAAGUCAGUGGGGUAAUGCCAAAACUGCUAGAGAAAUACUGUGAAGACUAUAAAAGUGAUGGCUAUUUGGAUAUGAUUGGCCCUGAAAUUUAUACAUUUUUUAAAUUUAACGAGCAAAUGCAGAGGAAAUAUUUGAGGGAUAUAAAUAUGUGGAUAAUGGCAAAUUACUCACAUAGAUUGGAGCAAUUUAAUGAAAGCUUUUCUGAGGUUAAGGACACUAUAGAUAGAGAGGAAUUUUCAAUUGCGAGAAAAAAUGAAUGCGAAAAUGCGUUAAAGGAGGCAGUGAACAUAUAUUCUGCAUUUAUAUACCAUAAUUGGCCUGCUAGUGCAAUAAAUAUAAAACUAGCAGAGAAAAUUAUUAUCAUGUAUAAAUGGGCAUCUUUUAAAUUGAUGGAAUUGAAGGAUUAG
Messenger RNA from Blepharisma stoltei, 999 nucleotides. NCBI's taxonomy places the organism in Eukaryota, Ciliophora, Heterotrichea, Heterotrichida, Blepharismidae. The record is from the annotation of a GenBank genome assembly.